GAGAGAUUAAAUAGGAGACAGGCGCAGCGGCAGUCCGCCACAUCCGCCAGAAGGAGAACGAGGAUACCAGCUGCUAGCUACGUUAGCCGCAGUAGACAGUUAGCACCUAGCUCCAAGAGUCCUAGCUCCUUUACUAACACAUGAGGGAGUGAGCCAGCAGGGUGAGAGUGACAGUGUGAGAGCCGGAGCUCGGCCGUCCCGAACUGACUCCUUCUGCUUGCGUGAAGCUGCGUGAGCCCCACAGCGGGAGAGAGAGAGAGAAAGAGAGAGAGAGAGAGAGAGUUCGUGUACAUUCAAGCUCACAUAUCUCCCUCUUCCUGCAAAGCAGCGUGUCUGUGAAGGUGUGAAGCUCAUUAGCAAUAGAGGAAGUGGACCCAUAAACACUGCCUGACUGUCGGCUGUGUACACUCGGUGUCCGGUUACUUGGCAGCGGAUCCACGUCUCUUACCGAUAACCGACUAAUCAGCGGCAGCAUGAUGUUGAGGUUUGCAGCGGUGCGAGGCGGCCUGGGCCUGCUCACCGUCAGGAGGGCGUGUCUCCUCUCCCGAUCCGCCCACUCUGCCCCACAGACUGAGUACCGACCCAUCAAGAAAGUCAUGGUGGCCAACAGAGGUGAAAUUGCCAUCAGAGUGUUCAGAGCCUGCACUGAACUGGGGAUUCGCACCGUGGCUGUUUACUCUGAGCAAGACACCGGACAGAUGCACAGGCAGAAGGCAGAUGAGGCUUACCUGAUUGGAAAGGGCCUGCCACCAGUUGCGGCGUACCUGCACAUUCCAGACAUCAUCAAAGUGGCCAAGGACAACGGCGUGGAUGCCAUCCAUCCUGGCUACGGCUUCCUCUCUGAGCGCGCGGACUUCGCUCAGGCCUGCUCAGACGCUGGAGUCAGGUUUAUUGGGCCGAGCCCAGACACGGUCCGCAAGAUGGGAGACAAAGUGGAGGCACGAUCGCUGGCAAUUGGAGCAGGUGUUCCUGUGGUCCCGGGAACCAACUCUCCCAUCUCCAGCCUGCAGGAGGCGCAGGCGUUCGCCCAGACCUACGGCUUCCCCAUCAUCUUCAAAGCGGCGUACGGAGGAGGAGGCCGAGGCAUGAGGGUGGUCCGUGAGUACGAGGAGCUGGAGGAGAAUUACCAGCGGGCGUACUCUGAGGCCCUGACGGCUUUUGGAAACGGAGCGCUGUUUAUCGAGAAGUUUGUUGAAAAGCCGAGACACAUCGAAGUCCAGAUCCUCGGUGAUAAAUAUGGUAAUGUCGUCCAUCUGUACGAGAGGGACUGCUCCAUUCAGCGGAGACACCAGAAGGUUGUGGAGAUUGCACCUGGCUUCCAGCUGGACCCACACCUGAGAGACAGACUUCAUGCUGACGCCGUCAACCUGGCCAAACAGGUGGGAUACGAGAACGCGGGAACCGUUGAGUUCCUGGUGGACAAACAUGGAAAACACUACUUCAUUGAGGUCAACUCCCGGCUCCAGGUCGAACACACGGUCACCGAGGAAAUCACGGACGUGGACCUGGUGCAUGCCCAGCUGCAUGUGUGCGAAGGCCGCAGCCUGCCAGAACUGGGCCUGAAACAGGACAAGAUCAGGGUGAACGGCUGCGCCAUCCAGUGCAGAGUGACGACUGAAGACCCUGCCAGGGGCUUCCAGCCAGACACGGGGAGGAUCGAGGUAUUCAGGAGCGGCGAAGGCAUGGGGAUCCGUCUGGACAGCGCGUCGGCCUUCCAGGGCGCCAUCAUCUCGCCUCACUACGACUCGCUGCUGGUGAAAGUGAUCGCCAGCGGGAAGGACCUGAACACGGCCGCGUCCAAGAUGAGCCGAGCUCUGGCCGAGUUCAGAGUGCGAGGGGUCAAGACCAACAUCCCGUUCCUCCAGAAUGUCCUGUCCAACAACCAGUUCCUGCACUCCACUGUGGACACCCAGUUCAUUGACGAGAAUCCAGAACUGUUCAACCUCAAACCCACUCAGAACCGAGCGCAGAAGCUGCUGCACUACCUCGGUCAUGUGAUGGUUAAUGGGCCGACCACACCUAUUCCAGUAAAGGCGAAGCCCUCCUCCACCGACCCGGUCGUCCCACCUGUCACCAUGGGCGACCCACCUGUGGGUUUCCGCGACGUCCUGCUGCGCGACGGCCCUGAGGGAUUCGCCAAGGCGGUGCGGGCUCACCAGGGUCUGCUGCUAAUGGACACCACAUUCAGGGACGCCCACCAGUCGCUUCUGGCGACGAGGGUUCGCACUCACGACCUCAAGAAGAUCUCGCCGUUCGUCAGCCACAACUUUAGCAACCUGUUCAGCCUGGAGAACUGGGGAGGAGCAACCUUUGACGUGGCCAUGCGAUUUUUGUCCGAAUGUCCGUGGAAGAGGCUCCAGGAGCUGAGAGCUUUGAUCCCAAACGUCCCGUUCCAGAUGCUGCUGAGGGGGGCCAACGCUGUGGGCUACACCAACUACCCCGACAACGCCGUCUAUAAGUUCUGCGAGGUCGCCAAGGAGAACGGCAUGGACAUCUUCCGCGUCUUCGACUCUCUUAACUACCUGCCCAACAUGCUGCUGGGUAUGGAGGCAGCCGGAGCAGCCGGCGGCGUGGUGGAGGCCGCCAUCUCCUACACGGGCGACGUCUCCGACCCGAUGAGGCAGAAAUAUUCCCUGGACUACUACAUGAAGCUGGCUGACGAGCUGGUCAAAGCCGGGACUCACAUCCUCUCCAUCAAGGAUAUGGCCGGCCUGCUGAAGCCGGAGGCCAGCAAGCUUCUGAUCGGCGCUUUGAGGGAUCGCUUCCCAGAUGUUCCCAUUCAUGUGCACACACACGACACAGCUGGAGCCGGAGUGGCGGCCAUGUUGGCCUGUGCAGAAGCAGGAGCUGAUGUAGUCGACGUGGCGGUUGACUCCAUGGCUGGGAUGACGUCUCAGCCGAGCAUGGGGGCCAUCGUCGCCUGCACCAAAGGGACUAAAUACGACACUGGCAUCGCUCUGGAGAAGGUGUUCGACUACAGCGAGUACUGGGAGGUCACCAGAGGCCUGUACGCUCCCUUCGACUGCACCGCCACCAUGAAGUCGGGCAACGCCGACGUCUACGAGAACGAGAUACCUGGAGGACAGUACACCAACCUGCACUUCCAGGCUCAUAGUAUGGGGCUUGGAAAUAAGUUCAAGGAGGUGAAGAAGGCUUACGCUGAAGCAAACAAACUACUCGGAGACCUCAUUAAGGUGACUCCGUCCUCCAAGAUCGUUGGAGAUCUGGCUCAGUUCAUGGUGCAGAACAACCUGACCAGGGCGGAGGUGGAGGAGAGGGCGGAUGAGCUGUCCUUCCCCCAGUCCGUGGUCGAGUUCCUGCAGGGACACGUCGGAAUACCGCACGGUGGAUUCCCCGAGCCCUUCAGAUCCAAGGUGCUGAAGUCCCUUCCACGUAUCGAAGGUCGUCCCGGCGCCUCUCUGUCACCGAUGGACUUCAAGACCCUGGAGGACGGACUCCGAGCCGCGCAUGGGGAUGACAUCACACCGGAGGAUGUGAUGUCAGCAGCCAUGUACCCCAAGGUGUUCCAGGAGUUCAAGGAGUUCACUUCUAACUUUGGCCCAGUGGACUGCCUCAGCACCAGGCUGUUCCUGGAUGGACCCAAGAUUGCAGAGGAGUUUGAGGUGGAGCUGGAGAGAGGGAAGACCCUCCACAUCAAGGCUCUGGCGCUGGGCGACCUGAACAAGGGCGGGCAGAGGGAGGUGUUCUUCGAGCUGAACGGGCAGCUGCGGUCGGUGCUGGUCAAAGACACCGUGGCCAUGAAGGAAAUGAAGUUCCAUCCCAAGGCCCAGAAGUCCAUCAAAGGUCAGGUGGGAGCGCCGAUGCCUGGAAAAGUGCUGGAGGUUAAAGUUAAAGUCGGAUCCAAGGUGGAGAAGGGUCAGCCGCUGUGCGUCCUGUCAGCCAUGAAGAUGGAGACGGUGGUCAACUCCCCCAUGAGCGGGACCGUCAAGGCGGUCCAUGUGGAGCCGGAGGCGUCCCUGGAGGGAGACGACCUGAUCCUGGAGAUCGAGGAGUAGAGUGAGGAAGAGGGGGAGGAGGAAGGCAAGAGGAGAGGGGAAACAGGAAGUAGUAGAGCCGGCCCUUGGUUUGUAAAUAUUAUGUUUAGCAAAGUUGUGAAGCUCUAUGCAUAUCCUGACACCUGAUGGAUGUAGAAACAGCUUCACUAACCUCAUUGAAUAUUUCAGGAGUGUGUUUUAUAUCUAAACCUACGAUACAUUCCACUGCACAGUCUUAACUACGAUGAGCUAACCAGGUGAAACACUAACAGGGUCGUAAAACGCCAACUUGAAAUUAACAUUUUCCACUUCGUCGGAUGCUGUUUCCAUAGACCAGACCGACUCGGUUCGGUGUUUGUAGCUAGCAGCAAUCUCUGGGGACGUAUUAACAAAUAUCAUGGAUACUUUUAUCCUCACCUUUUGGCAAGAAUUUGAAUCCCUGAAGGUCGCGCUGCAUUCUGGGAAUGUGUAAUCACUGCAAGCGUUUAAGGGUGGAAACGUAUUCACAAAGCACAACAAGGACAGCAAUUCCAACUACAAAUAACCAACACAUCCUGUUGCUGCAUCAGUAACAGCAUUGGAGUCUUUUUGUUUGUCCCAAAUAAAAUCCGAAUCAUUCAUUUUAAAAUGCCCAAACGGAACUGCUUACGCCCAACCUGUCGUAUCGUUUGAGGUCUCUGGUGGCAUAAAACAAGUUUUGCCCUUUUCACUUUACAGCCAGGAAGCAAUGAGCAGUUUUUAUUGGGGAUUUUUAAUGCUUGGUUUAAAUAGGAUUACAGCAUGUCACUUUAAUGGGGUCACAUGUUCUUUUUUUUUUUCUUACCCCCACCAGCUUAUGAAUAAAUUGUCAGUCAGAUGAUGUGAAAUUAGCCGGGCUAAUAGGAGGCCCUGGAGACUCCUGCUUGUCGUUAUAUUUCCGCGGCAUGUCUGUGUGUUUGAAUAAACAAGUCAAAUCUGAGGACGAACUCCAUGAGUCCUCAGUAGCACACCCCCUGAGAUAAAAACCCAUUCAAAUCAGAGAUGAAAUAUUCAUGCUCACACACGCGCCUGCUCAAAAACUGUUCCUGCUGGCCCCUGUGUGCCGCACGCAUCAGAGGAAAACAAAGGCGAACUCUGCGAAGAGGGCGUGUCCCGGUAAAAACAUGGAGAUUAAAUCACAGAAUGAGUCUUAAAGUCGGUUACUCGGUGUUAAAGCUAGUCCUGGAUGAAUGUUUAAACACCCUUAAAGCACAGUUUGGAAACAAAGAGGUUACAUAUUUUUCUACUGUUUACAGUGAAGCAGGAGGAGGUUUGAGAAAAAGCAGAAACAUGAAACUGAGGCUUCAUUUUGUGCUGAGUCAGCAGCCUUUUUGUUUUAAGCAGAUGAAGACAGGAUGACUGUUCUUGAUUUGUUCCCUCCUCCUCUUCUCCUUACUUCCCCUCUAUCUCAUGUCUUCACCCUCCUCUCCCAACCAUUUGCUUACAAGAUAUUUGCACAUGCAAGACGUUAUUAAUUAAUGCAAUAAAUGUAAACUGUACCGUAACUCUGUACGUCGUAGCCAGCAGUGGCUCUUUAACAGCCUCACUCUCAUGAUGUACCCAUAUCUGUGAAAGAAAGAUAAUAAACUGGAGUAAAAGUAAAA
Molecule: messenger RNA, 5617 nt
Organism: Xiphophorus maculatus (southern platyfish)
Lineage: Eukaryota; Metazoa; Chordata; Actinopteri; Cyprinodontiformes; Poeciliidae
Gene: pcxb
Product: pyruvate carboxylase
Exons: 27
Coding region: 474-4016 (1180 amino acids)
Biological process (GO): pyruvate metabolic process; gluconeogenesis
Cellular component (GO): cytoplasm
Molecular function (GO): metal ion binding; ATP binding; pyruvate carboxylase activity
Source: RefSeq, a predicted model, not a curated record